Messenger RNA from Schistocerca cancellata (South American locust), 1191 nucleotides. It is a transcript of the gene ave, whose product is annotated as protein aveugle. Gene Ontology annotation, molecular function: protein binding. NCBI's taxonomy places the organism in Eukaryota, Metazoa, Arthropoda, Insecta, Orthoptera, Acrididae. The coding region runs from base 134 to 454 and encodes 106 amino acids. Gene Ontology annotation, biological process: cell surface receptor protein tyrosine kinase signaling pathway. The record is from RefSeq and is a predicted model, not a curated record. The transcript has 3 exons. Gene Ontology annotation, cellular component: cytoplasmic side of plasma membrane.
CUAGCACAAAGUUUGCUUUGCGUGCAAUGGGUACUGGGUAGUCUUCCAGCUGUGAUAUUUGGAUCUCAUCGUGCACUUGGUGAUGUUUGUUUAUUUAUGUGUGGGAUUACUUGUGUUACUCAAAUGAACGAGUAUGGUCGAAGAAACAGUUAACUCCGUAGCGAAGCCGAAGAAUAAAACAGCACGCCCAAAACCAGUGUAUCUGUGGACUGUUCUGGAUGUUCAGAAAUGGCUGCGAAGACAUUGCAGUGACUAUUACCCAUUGUAUGCAGAAAAGUUUCAGCAGCAUGACAUAACUGGCAGGUCAUUAAUAAGGAUUAAUGAAAGUACCUUAAUUAGACUGGGCAUUGAAAAUGCUGUACAUCGCCAAGAAAUUUGGAGAGAGAUUGCAAAACUCCGCCUGAAGACUGACAUCAUAGAAAUCCGUGAUCUGGAAAGGAGGAUUAAUUGCUGACAUAUUUAUAAUCAUACUGUAAAGAAAUUGUUAGUUAUGAAUUUUACAGAAAAAGAAAGAUUCAUUUUAACAUUCUUCGUGCUACUUCUGUCAUUAUAUCACGCAAGGAAAAGAGCAACUACAUUACGACUUAUACAUCUGAAGAAAAGAAGAUGCCGUUUGUUGCGUACCAUCAUGGACAUAUCUGACAUGCGAGAGAAGUAGCAAAGUGAUAAAUUGUACCCAUUUUCUUCAUGAAAUAUUAUUCUUUUCAAAUCUCUGUAUCACUUCUCUCUUCCAUAGAUGUUAAAUAAAAUUGUCAUUCCUUUUACAAUUCUAUGUAUGCUUCAUGAUCAGAAUUCUUUCUUGCAUAAUUGUUCUGUAAUAAUUCUUAAUUUUUAAGAAAUUUAUUAAAAUUGGAAGUAAAACAGCUGGGGUAAUGUUGGAACUCAUAAUGUGUGAGUAAAUGACCAGUAAUUAGACAGAAAGUGUCAAUAUUGAUUUGUCUUACCUCGCACUCCAGACUGCUUUAUCUGUCAGAGUUUAUUGUUCCGUUUCAGUUUCCUGCUCUGUAGCCUCCUUGUGUUGUAGCUUUUACAUUAAUUCAUAUUGUAUGUGUUCUUCACUUGUGAUUAAACAAAACUCUUGUUUGUUGUUACAAAUUACUGUUGUAGGUUAACAUAUAAGAGAUGCUAAGCUGUGUUGUGUCCAUAGAUUAAAUUGCAAAGCAUAAAUAUAUCAAAUACAAAAAAUUAAAU